AUGAAGUUCGUUCUUUUAAUAAUACUUUUUUUACAAUCGAUAAUCGCAGCCCCGAUUAUUGACAUCUCCAAAAGGGCCUCGAUUUUAAAGCCUAGUGAAGACCCCUUCUAUACGGGGCCAGAGGGAUAUGAAGACCAGCCUUUAGGAAGCGUUUUAAGGAUUAGAAAGAUGGACACCAAUUAUGGUUUUGUUGUAUUGCCUAUUCACGUGGAGUCUGUCUAUCAAAUUUUAGUACGCUCAGAAGAUACUUUUAAACAACCAAUAGCUGUAAUGAGUACUCUCUUUGUACCAUACAAUCCAGAUCCAAGUAAAUUAGUUUCUUAUCAAGUGGCUCAAGAUGCUUCUUGCUUUGACUGUGCUCCUUCUUAUGCAAUGCAGAUUGGCUCAUCUCCUCUUUCUUGGGUGACCUCUGAGUUAGAAGAGGCUUUAUUUGUUACAUCUUUAGUAGAUGGUUACUACGUGUUAGUUCCUGAUCAUGAAGGACCAAAGGCCACCUAUGUUGCUGGAUGGCUGGCUGCUUAUGCAGUUAUGAAUGCAAUUAGAGGUACAUUCAACUCUGCAAAUGUAACGGGAAUCAACGAGGACGCAGAUGUUGUACUUUGGGGUUAUUCCGGUGGAGCAUUCGCAACAGGUUGGGGAGCACUGGUGCAACCAACUUAUUAUCCUGAAUUAAACUUAGUUGGAAGUGCAAUGGGGGGUAUUCCGGUGAAUAUCAGUAAUGUUGCCGUGUAUGAUAUGGGAUCGGUAUUCGCAGGUUUAGUUGUAAUGGCAAUUAACGGUCUUAAAAAUGAAUACCCAGAGUUGAAGGAGCUUAUGCAAGAGAAAAUGGGUAGUGAAAAAUAUGCAAAAUUUGCCAAAGCUGAUAAUUAUUGUUUAAUUGAGAGUGUUCUCGUAUAUGCGUUUGCUGACUUCUCGGAUUACUUAGAUGAAGGAAAUCAAAUCUUGUAUGACUCUACUGUCAAAAAUAUCACAGAUCAUAAUAAUUUACUAACUAAUGGAUUAACUCCUAGUUGCCCACUUUUCAUAUAUUCCAGUGAGAAUGAUGAAAUUAUCCCCAUUGAAGAUACUGAUGCUUUGGUUGAACUGUACUGUGAGCAAGGGGUGAGCGUAGAAUACAGGAAAGAUAGAAUAUCUGACCACAUUAUAACUGCAGUUUCUGGAGCUGGUCUUGCCUUUAAUUUUAUCAAAGAUAGAUUUAAUGGAGUUGAAGUAAACCCAAGUUGUCAAUCUUCUACAUCUACUAGUGAUUUCUUUGACGAAGGAAGUUUAUCUGGAUUAGGUGAAAUUGGCCUGGGAUUAGUUUCAGCAUUGGUUGGUGACAAAAUUGGCCCAGGGGUAACUUCAAAUGAUACUUCGUCAUCUAGCUUUUUCUCCUCGAUAUUAUCAGCGGGAGAAGGUUUAGUGUCCGAUGUUUUAGGUUCAUCCUCAGAUUCUUCAAAUUCAACUUCUUCUGGCAUUUUGUCAACCCUUUUGUCGUCCGGGGAAGGUUUAGUUUCUAGCCUUUUAGGAUCAUCUUCGAGCUCAAAUUCCACACUGGGAGGUGUAAUUUCGUCCCUUUUAUCCUCUGGUGAGAAUUUUGUUUCCAGUCUUUUAGGCUCAUCUUCAAGUUCAAAUUCAAAUUCUACACUGGGAAGUGUGAUCUCAACCCUUGAAUCUGCUGCUUCAAAUCUUGUGGGUGACUUAGGGGGAUCCAACAGCUCUUCUUCUUCGCUGACAAUUUCUAAUUUAUUGUCAACAGGGCUGACAUUAAUCUCGAAUUUCUUGAAGGAUGUCUAG
This is a messenger RNA of Dujonia railenensis, 1776 nucleotides long. The record is from the annotation of a GenBank genome assembly. NCBI's taxonomy places the organism in Eukaryota, Fungi, Ascomycota, Pichiomycetes, Serinales, Debaryomycetaceae.